AUGUCCGGAACGGGGGCGCUGAUGACUGUCCAUGUCGGACAAUGCGGAAAUCAAUUGGCACAGGCCUUUUGGAAGGCGAUGGUCGAUGAACACGGGAUCAAUGAGUGAGGGAAUGUGGAGAUGCUUUCAGUUUUGAUAGGAUGUUACAGACGAGGUCAAACAACUCACGAGGACGACAUGAACGACAGAAAGGAUCUUCUUUUCUACCAAGCCGACGACGAUCACUACGUUCCUCGAGCGGUCCUUGUCGAUUUGGAACCCCGAGUGAUUAACGGAAUGAUGCAGUCCCCUAACUUCUCGAACCUCUUCAACACAGACAAUAUAUUCAUGUCUGAUCACGGAGGCGGUGCCGGAAACAACUGGGCCAGUGGAUACUGUCAGGGAAAGUCAGGAUUUCCGUCAUCAGCAGAUUAGCUGAAAGAAUAAUUUCAGAGAAGUACAAGAGAAAAUAAUGGAUAUUAUUGUGCGAGAAGCGGAAAACACGGACAAUCUGGAUGGUAUUCUAUUCACGCACAGUGUCUCCGGAGGAACCGGAUCCGGCACAGGAUCACUGUUGCUCGAAAGACUGCGAGAAGCUUUUCCUAAAAAAGUAAUCCAGACGUACAGUGUUUUCGCGAACACCGAAGGAAACUCAUCCACUGACGUCGUCGUCCAUCCCUACAAUUGGGUUCUCUCUAUGCAGCGACUCAUCGAGAACCCAGGUUGAUUAUAAUUAUAAUUAUAGGCUGCAACGUCAAUCAUCUUCAGACCACGUCGUCGUACUCGAUAACGCUGCUCUUCAUCGUUUGGCGGCCGGAAAGUUUAAAACAGAUACGCCCACUUUCGACCACAUCAAUUCGCUCGUCGCCCGCAUCAUGAGCACCUCCACCGCAAUGUACCGCUUCAAUUCGGCCGUCUGCCCAUCCAUCCGUUAUCUCGACUUGGCUCCGUUCCCACCUAUGCACUUUGUUCAAGCCGGUACACUUGAAUUCUUACUCAUAAUCGAAAAUUUCAUAUUCAGCGAUCUCCCCGGUUGUGGACCCCAAUGAGAAUUUCACUCGGAAGACUUCCGUCGCCGAUGUUACCCGUUUCCUUCUCAAGCCGACGUCUAUGAUGGUUUCGACUGCUUCGCGAGUCCGUCCCAAUGACUGCAUGCUCUCCGCGUACAUGUUCUUGCAAGGACAGAUCGAGGCGCACACUAUUAUGUCAGCAGAACAGAAUGUCGACGUGAGAAUCUGACUCUUUGAUGUUCCGCUCAAUAUUGAUUUCAGUUCAACAUCAGACGACCUCCAUUUUACAUGCUGAAGCCACUGCGAAUGAUGCACGCCCCUCUGUCUCCGUACGUCAAGCCGCAGUACAAGGUUUCCGGACUUCUACUCAACAACAGCACGAGUGUGGCUCCGUUGUUCGAGUCAUUGUUGUCAAAAUACGAUAAAUUGCGAUCAAAGAAGGCAUUUUUGGACAAAUUUGAGAAAAUUGUGAGUGCAGUCCGUCUCGGUCGAUUUCAUUUCGUGGCUUCAGGAUGAUUUUUCGCUGGAAUGGAUGGACGAAGCGACGCACAGCGUGCAGGACCUUCUGGAGGAGUACAAAGCGGUCGUUCAGAAGGAUUACCUCACGAGAGGACUGUGA
Molecule: messenger RNA, 1608 nt
Organism: Caenorhabditis sp. 36 PRJEB53466
Lineage: Eukaryota; Metazoa; Nematoda; Chromadorea; Rhabditida; Rhabditidae
Source: the annotation of a GenBank genome assembly